GAAACAGCUGCUGCGAUGCUUCUGCGCCCUUCUCGUGCAGUCAACGCAGCGCCACAACGGACGGACAGAACGGAAUAAACAAAAGAAUAUUUACACUCCCCAAAAAUCAAAUCAGUUUUAAUUCUCAGCUCGUGCCGUUAAAGUCGUCGUCGUGAGUCGUACGGAAGGCAACGAAAAGUGCACAGUGCGCCCCACCGUUUGUAGAAGUUUUGUUGCGUGAGACUGUGUGUGUUCGCAGAGACACUGUAUGAGGGCAAAAUAAAACAGUAACUCCAGCACAAGUGUAGCCGCCGCCCGCCGUCACAAAGUCUUCAUUUAGAAUUGUAUGUGAGCUGCAUAUUAAAGAGCAGCCACCAGCAGCAGCAACAACAUUCAAACAAAAGGAAGUGAAGUUUUUGUUGUUGUAGUUUUGUAGAAAAAGAUAAAACGAACCAAGGCAAAAGAAUCGGGAGAAAACACCAACAAAUUUGACAACCCAAAAAAGAAAACAACAAAAAGAGGAAGUAGCAUGACAGUCAAUGUGUACAUGUGUUGAAGAAAUAUCCUCCAAUUGGGAAGAGAGCCAGCCAGCCGCCUGGCCGACACAACCUAGAGCAGGCAAAUUUUUAUCGAUUUUCAAACGCGCAGUUGUAGUUGUCAUCCGACAAACGAUAAAAGCGGUUGUGAAAAAUCCAAUGGAAAAGUGUCUGUGUGCAAAAUUUUUGUAAAUUAUGCAAAGAAAAUUACAAAAAAAAAAAAAUUGUUAAAUUUAAUAAUAAAAUAAGUGGAAAAAUGUAAAACAUAACUCGCGCGUGUGAAAAAAGAAAUAACAGCAACGAAAACGUGCAAUUUGUUUUUAUUACUUUUGUUAAGUCUGCACUUUUUCUUUUUGUUGUAAACCACACCAAGAAAAUAAUUGUAUUCAAGUUGGAAAAAAAAAGAAUCCUGCUCGACGAAAAUAGGCGUAGUAAUAAAGGUGUGCGAGCGUGUGUGUGUGUGUGCUUCUGUGGUGAGUGUUGCGCCGUGAGUUAGGUGUAGCAGCAAGGAAAGGGAAAAAAGUAAAAGUGCAAAAUUGUGGGAAAAAACGCACCACCAUAAUCCACUAUACAACAAAAAAAGGCGGCCACCACCACAACCCCCCAAAGCAAGAGUAAAAAUACAACAACAACAUGAAUGUGGUUCUUUUGCCAAAGCAGGCGAUUUUUAUAGAAGAAAUCAACAAAAAAUAAAUAACAAAAAAAAAAAAAAGAGAAAAAUAGUUCACAAAUAAAGUUCAAGUUUGCCUCGUUUCCAAUGCCAUUGCAAUUUGCAAGCGAAUACAAAUGAAAACAAAGUGUGUAAAUGUUACAACAAAAAGUUCUGAGAAUGUGAAUUGAAGUAAUAGCUACUACCUACAUGCCUAAAUGGAAUUUAAUUAAUUUACUUCCAUUAAAUAAAUUAUAAAUACCAACAAAAUUUAUAAUUGCUUUUGCAAUAGAAGAAAUUAAUAACAAUAAAUUAUUGUUGUCUCUGCUUUGUCGCUGCCGCUGCUGUACGAAUGCUGCUUCCCAUUGUAGCAGCAGCAUCCAGCUUCCCCCCACAUGAGCACAACUUGAAACAAUAACACCAACAAAAACAACGCACAUUUUUAACUGAUCAAACAGAGCCACGACAAACAAAAGAGGUUAUUGAGUGAGAAAGAGUCACACAAAUCGCAAGUGGCUGAGAGUGAGAGUUCAGAAAAAAACAACACAACACAACACAACAAAACAAAGAGUGCCGAAAUUCAAAGGGGAGCACAAUGUGGACUCCAUCGAAUAAUAAAUACGGUGUCGCAAUACACAACUGGCAUGGUGACGUGCGUUGCGGCUUGGCCUUAGAUGUCGGUGAUUCGGUGGAAAUUCUAGAAGAAUGUCCCAAAUGGUUUCGCGGCACAUGUCCGCGCAAAUCGCGGGCGGUGGGAAUAUUUCCCAAAACCUAUAUACACAUAAAAGACUUGAGCAAAAUCGAUCCGGUCGUUGCCGAAUGUACACAAGUUCUCCGGGAAUGGUCGGAAAUAUGGAAGAAACUGUUUGUGGAUCGAGAAACCUACAAAUUCACAACGUUACGCAAGGUGAUGUUGUCAAUAUUGGAAAGCCGUCGCGAAUUGUUGGGCGCCACUUUAACCCAAGAUCAAACAUUGGAAUUGCAAAUGACUGUUGUGUCGAAAAUCGACUGGGGUAAUCGAAAACUAGGCCUUGAUUUGGUGCCACGUAUUGGUCCCUUGGCUGUGGAUCCCCAUAACAUAGGAAUUGUUGGUCUAUACAAUGUUCAUGUCACAAGUGCCGAUAAUGCCAAAGCCUCGUCGAGUCGAGGUACUUUGCGCCGAAAAACCCAACGAAAAAUUCUCACCCACCAUUUGUAUUUUUGCAUGCGUGAAUUUGGUUAUCGCAUUGGUGGUGGCGAUGAUGCCGAAGUCUAUUUCUAUCUAUACGAUGCGAAUCACAUGAAAGCCGUGUCCGAACGAUUUGUGGUGAAGAUCUGUAAAGAUGGCUAUGCGAAUUAUAUUGAAAGGGUCAACAGUAAUUGUACAGUAUUCACAGAUUUAGGUGCUGCCGACUUGAAUGAAGACCUCUAUUUGGUGGCCGUUGUAAUGCGUGUGGGAAAAAUUCUCCCCUCGGAAAAGUCAAGCAAUAAUUCCUGUUGUACCGGCACAGCUGCAUACCGGCGUCCCUUCGGUGUGGGUGUCCUCUCACUGGCCGAUAUUGGCCACUAUGAUACCACCAUUGAGUCAGAGGAAAAGGAUCACAAUAUCAAAUUGGUCUAUCACAAUGAUGAGAAAGAUUUCCAUCAGCUACAUGAACUGAUCAUUAAGAAAUCCAGCAGCAAAUUCCAGCCGAUUACAACAAUUAAUCAAAGUAAUCAGGGUAUUAUUGUGUCAUUGAAACUCUUGCACGGUGGUUUAGGCCAGGCCCGACAGGAACAACCCCUACUCUUCCAAGGUAGUACGAUUACCCGUAAAAUGGGCUUCCCCGAUGUAAUAAUGCCCGGUGAUGUACGCAACGAUAUGUUCAUCACCCUGGAAAGAGGUGAAUUUGAGCGGGGUGGCAAAAAUACAGCGAAAAAUAUUCUCGUUACGGUUGUGGUCUUGGACGUUGCUGGCAAUGUCCUGACAGAAUGUCUAUGGGGUGCUUCGGGUAUGGAUACCCAAAAUUACUACAAAUCCAUGAUUCUAUAUCAUCAAAAUGCUCCUUGCUGGAAUGAAAUGUUACGGCUGAGUGUACCCAUUGAUAAGUUCUCUGCAGCCCAUGUCCGAUUUGAGUUUCGCCACUGUUCGACCAGGGAAAAAUCGGAACCAAAAUUGUUUGGUUUCAGUUUUGCCCGUCUCAUGGAUCCCAGCGGAGCCACACUGGCUGAUGGCCAACAUGAACUGUAUGUCUACAAAUGUGAGGAUGCUGCAAAACUAACCACUGCCAAUUAUUUGAUAUUACCCUGUAAACCCAAAGAUCCGCAUGCCAAAGUGGAAUGUAGCUCAACGUUUCAUCGUAGCUCCAAGGAAGUGUUUGUUAUGCGCUCCCUGCUGUGUUCCACAAAACUAACACAAAAUGCCGAUUUACUGUCGCUGCUACAAUGGCGGGCCCAUCCCGAAAAGAUCCAAGACUCGUUGACGGGUGUGCUGCGUCUAAACGAUGAAGAACUUGUUAAAUUUCUGCAAGAUGUCUUGGACGCCCUCUUUGCCAUGUUCUCCAAUGAGGAGGGCAACAGUACCCAACAUUCGGGCCUAGUCUUCCAUGUGCUGGUGAGCAUUUUUAGUCUCCUGCAAAGCAAUAAAUUUCAACAUUUUCGCCCGGUCAUGAAUGAGUACAUUGAAAACCAUUUUGCCGCCGCCUUGGUCUACAAGGGCCUUAUUACCUCUGUCGAACAUAUGGCCGUGUUUCUAACGAAAGCCGAACAUCCAGAUCCAUUUCAAAAGUGUUUUGGCUCCUUGGAAUAUAUUUUUAAACUUUUAAUACAAUCUCGCAAGUUGUUUGCCCGAGCCACCGGUGGUCAAUACGAAGAUUCAUUUCGCCGGGACUUGCAUUCACUUUUCACUGCCUUGAAUGGUAUGUUGGCGGUGCCAUCCUAUGAUCUUAUCAUACCCACACAGGAGGCUCUGCUAAGUUCAACGGGAGUGGUUUUGGAACAAUUGAAAGAUACCCUACCAGCACCGGAAUUGGGAAUGUUGGCCCGUAAUAUGUUAGAUGCCAUACCCAGGGAUGCUCCGGUCCGUUUGAUUCAGGCCAAACUACAGGCUGUUAAGGAUUUGGUAUCUGGUGAACUUUUCCAUGAGGAUGAUUCCCGUACAGUCAUCCUAUCGGUUGCCUGCAAACACCUACGCAUGCAUUUGGGACGCCGUAAUGAAUUGAAACUUUGUGCCGAUAUUCUGGCAGAAAUCCUAACACAUUUAUAUGAUCUGCAAAAGGAGCAAAAAGACAAAGUCACCAAUACGCUGCAACACGAUUUAGAUUCGCUGUGUAAAAACAUCUUGGGCAUACUAAUCAAAACGAUUAUCAUUAUAAUUGAAGGUUCCAAUCCGGUGGUACCACAAUUGGUGGCUUGUAUGUUGGGCCUGUUGCAGCUGUUGGACGAGACACAAUACAAACGUUAUUGGGAUGAAUUGUGUCCCAACAAGGAUCCACGUGAUCUCAAAGAUUUUCUCUCAAGUUCAUUGUUAGUUUUCGAGGAGCUAUUGUCACAGGAUUGGUUGGUCUUUCCCAACGAUUGGUUAAUCAUGAAAUUGGCAUGUAACGAUGUUUUGCGCAAAUCUCUGGAAGAAUUUGCCAAACCAUUGGUUUAUCGUUUUUUGUCAUCUAAAUUAUUCGAUUUUCAAUUGUGGCGAAAAUACUUCCAUUUGGCUGUGAUCUUUCUGACGCAACCCUCAUUGCAAUUGGAAAAAUAUCGUGAACCGAAACGGCGUAAAAUUUUACAUUCGCACGGGGAUAUGCGUGUUUUGAUGGGUUUUCAAAUACUGAGUAUGUGGUCACAGUUGGGUGAACAAAAGCUGAAUUUUAUACCAUAUAUGGUGGGGCCAUUCCUGGAGGUUACACUGGUUCCCGAGCCAUCACUGAGAAAGGCUACAUUGACCGUAUUCUACGAUAUGAUACAAUGUGAACAGAGUGCCCGUGGUUCAUUCCGUUGGGUUGAAAGUGAACUGAUUGACAAAUUGGAUUUGCUAAUCAGCGAAAAUAAGGGUGACGAUGAAUAUCGUGAGCUUUUCAGUACAAUGGAACAUCUAAGUCUGGUACUCCUUGAAAAGGUACAAAAUGAAAACCCCAUUUGGAAGGAUGCCGGCACAGCGUUCAUUGCCUCGGUUACACGGCUAUUGGAACGUUUACUCGAUUAUCGCAGUGUUAUGCAGGGUGAAGAGAAUCGUGAUAAACGUAUGUCCUGCACCGUGAAUCUCUUGAAUUUCUAUAAAAAUGAAAUCAAUCGCAAGGAAAUGUAUUUGAGAUACAUUUACAAAUUACACGAUUUGCAUUUACAAGCGGAAAAUUAUACAGAAGCUGGUUUUACGCUAAAACUUUACGCUGAUAUGUUAAGUUGGGAUCGUGAAUCAUCGAGUCUAUCACCAAAUGGCAAUGAUGGCCAACCAGAAUGGCAGCGCAAGGAACAGUUAUAUCAUGAGAUUCUAAAAUACUUCGACAAAGGCAAAUGCUGGGAAAAGGGCAUCCCACUGUGCAAGGAACUGGCCCUACUCUACGAAACGAAACGUUUCGAUUACAACAAGCUAAGUGAAAUACUGAUAUUGGAAGCUAAAUUCUUUCAGAAUAUAUUGACUCAACUAAGACCCGAACCGGAAUAUUUUCGUGUGGGUUUCUAUGGUUUGGGUUUUCCACUUUUUGUUAGGAAUAAACAAUUUGUUUAUCGUGGCCUCGAAUAUGAACGCAUCAGUGCAUUUACACAACGUUUACAAACCGAAUUUCCAGCUGCCCAAACACUCAACACAAAUAGUCCACCGGAUAAUUCAAUUUUAUCGGCUCCCGAACAGUAUAUACAAAUAAGCAAUGUACGACCGGUGGCCGAUGCUCAGGCCCUGAAGACAGCCAUGGUUACGGUGCCGGAAAAAAUCGCUCGCUUUUAUGAAGUGAAUGACGUGAGUCGUUUCAUAUCGGAUCGUCCCAUCCACAAGGGUCCCGUAGACAAAGACAACGAAUUCAAAAGCCUAUGGAUUGAACGUACCACCUUGGAUAUUGCCUCGCCAUUGCCGGGCAUACUGCGUUGGUUUGAAGUUAAACAGAAGUCGGUGCAGGAAUUGACACCCGUCGAAUUUGCCUGUGAAACUAUGCACAAUGUGGGCAAAGAUAUCUGGGACUUGAUACAGCAAUAUCGUCAAGAUCCCAAGCGUAACAUCAAUCCGUUUUCGAUGCGUUUACAGGGCGUCAUAGAUGCCAAUGUUAUGGGCGGUAUUAGCAAGUAUCAAGAGGCAUUCUUUACGGAACAAUUUUUAAAGUCACCCCAGGGUCAGGGUCAACAGGCCAAUGUACAAAAGUUGAAAGCUUUAAUAUUGGAGAAAAUACAAAUUCUAGAUCAAGCAUUGGAAUUACAUGGCCAAUUGGCUCCGCCUGGAGUACAGCCGUUGCAUAAUCGUUUAUUGGAACGCUUUUCACAGCUAAAACAAAGCCUCUCAGGGCUGGGACGAUUAAAACGCCAAGCCUCUGAGAGUAUAGUUAACACACCGCUACCACCAUUGCCCACAGAAAAACGUUUGGCCAGCAAUAACACCGGCUCAACUUCUCUUAUACCGGCUUCAAAUUAUUACGAACACGAUGAGAUUUACACAAGACCCGGAGACACUCUGAGACCUGUGGAAUCAAUCAUGAACAGAUUUGGUGCCCAGAACUCUUAUCAAACACUAAGCAAAGAGAAUUUAUCGAAUAGCAUUGGCCAUUCGGAGGUUGCAGCGGGAAUCAAAGAAAAUCCCGAAGUCUGUCCUCCACCCAUACCAAAUAGGCCCCGAUCACAAAACUUUUCCAAUUCCAAUUCACUUACAAUGGAUGGACCAGAAGUGCCACCAAAACGUAAUCAUCAGGCACCAGGCUCACCGGGAGCCCCGCCUCUACCGCCAAGGGGUAUAACUCCCGACAAAAGGGCUUCCAAUCCCAUGAUUUUCAAUGAUUUCUCUAGCGAGUCACCCGUCUCAAGUAUGCCCAGGCGACCACAUUCCACUUCGCAUCAACACAAUCAAAAGUAUGCCGUAGUUGAUAUUAGUUUCGAUGAUCCCGAGGCAGAUCAACAACAACUGGCACAUUCACUGAAUUGUCAUGCCUCUGAUAACCAUCAUUUGUCUACACUGUCGUAUGCCCCCAAUGAUUUUCGUGAUUCAGGAAUUUCCACAGCCAGCGCCCAUGAGUUGAACCAUUUAAAUAAUCUAAGUGAGGAAUCAUCCACCAAUUCUAUGAGCACAGUACAUCAUCGUGAUCACUGUCGCCUCUCCUCCAGCGGAAGCAUGGAAAAUGGCCAAUAUAUUUCAUCCAGCCACAACAAUGGCGGUGGCUUAAGUUCAACGCAACGAGAGAACUCUUCAAGUUCCUUUGAUGUGGAAGAUUUACCCAUGCCUCCACCACCUAUACCACCAAAAUCCCUAAAUAUAAUUGGUAACUCGGCAAUGAAUGAAUCAUCCUCAUCGGCCUCAUUGGAGGGACCCUCGACACUCAACACUCAUUCCAAUACACUGCAACACACAGCAACGGCAUCAUCCAACUCGACAACACCGCAUGUACACCCGCACCAUCAUCAUCACCAUAGUCAUAUUCAUGCCCAAAACGGUCACACUAACAACGAUGGCUAUGUCUCACCCAAAUCAACUAUGGCAAAUGCCCUGGGCAACAAAGCCCAAUCGGCGACGACGAAUAGAGCAAGCCUGGACGACACAGAAACCGAAACUCAUAACGAACUUGGCAACACUUUUUGAGUUACAAUAUGUCG
Musca domestica (house fly) is the source of this 7902-nucleotide messenger RNA. Its product is annotated as dedicator of cytokinesis protein 3-like. The record is from RefSeq and is a predicted model, not a curated record. Gene Ontology annotation, biological process: small GTPase-mediated signal transduction. Gene Ontology annotation, molecular function: small GTPase binding; guanyl-nucleotide exchange factor activity. The transcript is spliced from 13 exons. The coding region runs from base 1760 to 7888 and encodes 2042 amino acids. Lineage: Eukaryota; Metazoa; Arthropoda; Insecta; Diptera; Muscidae. Gene Ontology annotation, cellular component: plasma membrane; cytoplasm.